CAAACCUUGCCGCCCCAUUCAUAUCAUCAAAUCCCUGCAGUUACCUAGUUCCAAAACAGACACACUACACUACUUCUUGAUCGAGCGAGAGAUUGAGAAAUUAAAUGGCUGCAGCUGCUCCACCGCCGAACCCGGUGCCGGUGGCCUACCAGGCAUGGACAUCAGCAGCGGUUCCUGACUGGCUGAACAAAGGGGACAACGCAUGGCAACUAAUAUCAGCCACCCUGGUCGGGCUGCAGAGCAUGCCGGGACUGGUGAUCCUGUACGGCAGCAUCGUGAAGAAGAAGUGGGCCGUGAACUCGGCCUUCAUGGCCCUCUAUGCCUUCUCUGCCGUGGUCAUCUGCUGGGUGUCCUGGGCCUACAAGAUGUCCUUUGGGGACAAGCUCCUCCCCUUCUGGGGCAAGGCCGACCUUGCCCUAGGCCAGAAGUUUCUCAUUAAGCAGGCCGCCCUGCCCGAGACUACCCACUACCACCACGACGGGUCCGUGGAGACACCAAUGGUGAAUCCGUACUUCCCCAUGGCAUCCAUGGUGUGGUUCCAGUGCGUGUUUGCAGCCAUAGCAGUGAUAUUGCUAGCUGGAUCGGUGCUUGGCAGGAUGAAUAUAAAGGCAUGGAUGAUGUUUGUACCGUUAUGGCUCACCUUCUCCUACACUGUCGGGGCGUUCAGCCUGUGGGGCGGAGGCUUCCUCUUCCAUUGGGGCGUCAUGGACUACUCCGGGGGUUACGUCAUCCACCUUUCCUCUGGGAUUGCCGGCUUGACUGCUACUUACUGGGUGGGGCCGAGGUCAGCAAAGGACAGGGAGAGGUUUCCACCCAACAACGUGCUGUUGACGUUGGCAGGGGCAGGGUUGCUGUGGAUGGGAUGGGCUGGGUUCAACGGCGGAGACCCUUACACCGCCAACAUUGAUGCUUCAAUGGCCAUCCUGAACACCAACAUAUGCGCGGCAACAAGCCUUCUGGUAUGGACUUGGCUCGAUGUCUUAUUCUUCAAGAAACCUUCCGUCGUCGGAGCUGUCCAAGGAAUGAUCACUGGCCUUGUCUGCAUCACUCCCGGUGCAGGGCUUGUUCAGGGGUGGGCUGCUAUUAUCAUGGGAAUCCUAUCGGGAAGUGUCCCGUGGUUCACUAUGAUGGUCGUGCACAAGAGGUGGUCCCUUCUUCAGAAAAUCGAUGACACCCUCGGAGUCUUCCACACUCACGCCGUCGCCGGCUACCUGGGAGGUAUCCUCACGGGCUUGUUUGCUGAGCCUGAGCUGUGUGCCCUCUUCCUGCCGGUCACCAACUCCAGAGGAGGCGUCUAUGGUAGAUCAGGCAGGGUGCAGAUCGCGAAACAGCUGGCCGGCGGCGCAUUUAUCAUUGGGUGGAACAUCGUGGUCACGUCCAUCAUCUGUGUGGUGAUAGGCUUGGUGAUGCCACUAAGGAUGCCCGACGAGCAACUGCUCAUCGGGGAUGAUGCCGUGCACGGUGAGGAAGCAUAUGCACUGUGGGGUGAUGGGGAGUUAUAUGAUUCAACCAAGCAUGAAGCUUACACGGAUGAUACCAGCUUGCAUCCCCGUCUGGCGGCAACCAGCGGUGCUACUCAGAUUGUCUAAGGGAGGUGAUAUAUAGAUAUAAUAGCUAGAACUAUAAUUUAUAUAUGGUCAAAAAAGAACUAGAAUUCAUAUAUGAUCAUACAAAUCCGUAUUCCAUUCAAGGGCAAUCAGGGAUAUGUACAUAUAUUGUGUUCUCGUGAUCAAUAAUGUUCUAAUUAAGCUGGGGAGAAGCGUGUGGUGUGAAUAGUGGCUGCCUUGAUCCAAUAGGGGUUGGCACAUUUUAUAUUUAUAAUCUCAAGAAUACAGAGUG
Molecule: messenger RNA, 1839 nt
Organism: Punica granatum (pomegranate)
Lineage: Eukaryota; Viridiplantae; Streptophyta; Magnoliopsida; Myrtales; Lythraceae
Source: RefSeq, a predicted model, not a curated record